This is a messenger RNA of Racocetra persica, 1562 nucleotides long. The record is from the annotation of a GenBank genome assembly. Lineage: Eukaryota; Fungi; Glomeromycota; Glomeromycetes; Diversisporales; Gigasporaceae.
AAGGAGAUGGAAAUGCAAGCUGGCCUAUGGUUUUAUGUGUGUCUAAUAUAUUUGAAGAUCCUGACGUUCAAACAACGAUUCCAUUAGGAAAAAAAGCUGAAACAUGUAAAAUUAAAUAUGGACUUGAGUUGACAGAUACAUGGUAUAAAAUUCGGGCCAGUAUUGAUCAACCGCUUCAGCGUGCCAUUAUGAGAUCAAAAAUACGGAUUGGAUAUAAAUUAGAAAUAUAUGGGGCCAAAAUUGUAGGGGGAUCCACUGGGUUACCUGCUCUCGAUAUAUCGGGCUCUCCUAUUCGAUUAGACAUUUCUGCAAAUUCUACUAAACUUGCACAUUGGGAUGCAAAAUUAGGAGUUGGACGAUUUCGUUCGUACGCGUUAUUACACAGUCUUUCUCCUGAUGGUGGAUUUAUUCCUGCGAUUGAUGUAGUAGUUCAACGGAAGUACCCACUACUUUUUCGCGAGACAAUGAAGGAUGGAACCGCAAUUAUACGUAAUGCAAAGGGUGAAGAACAUGCUAUGAAGGAACAUGAAGUGAAAUUUAGUGCAUUGAUUGAGUCACUGAUAAGUAAAUUCGAAAAAUCAUAUAAUGAUGAUUUAAAAAAAACAAAUAGAAAACGAUUAUCGAAAGAAGAACUUCAGAGCAUUACAGCUGGUGAUGAACUUUAUGCCCUUAUUCAAAAUAGUGGUGACAUUUCCGAAUUUUCCCAAGAAUUAAGUUCUUUGCAGAUUGAACGACUUCAUGAAUAUAUCCAACGGAGAAAUGAAGAAAAAGCAGUCAAGAUGAGCCAAUGGAUUUCUGAACAAUCUUUGUAUGUAGAAAAUAAACGUACAGUUACGACUUUUUUUAAAAUUCGCGUGUGUGAUUAUCAUCCGUAUUCAUCACCUAUUCAUGGACGUGACGCUAUAAUCACUAUUUGGAAUCCUGAUGAAUUUUUGAUUAAUUAUCUACAGGAAGGACGUCGAUACAAGAUAUACGCAUUAACAGUAGUAAAAAACCAAGGAUAUCCAUUACCGGAAUUGUUACCGAUACGGUUGAUGUCAAUUGGAAGGUCAACUAUUUGGAAAGAAGCUCCAAUAGAAUCGAAUAUUAUUACGUCAUAUAUGCCGCGAACUGUUACACUUUGCAGUGAACUUGAUAGGAUGAAGUACAAUGAUGAAGUCGACAUAGUCGUAACUCCUCUGGUUGUAGGCGAGCCUUAUUUUAGUGACCAAUUCGGAAAACAAAUCCAAUUUCAAAACAUUUUGGCACUUGAUAGUAGUGAACAGAUCGUACAAAUAGAAGUUAAAGAUUCGAUAUCAGUCGGUAUGGGCAAAAUAUCGAAGCCUAAGAAUACUCUCGCUUUUAGCAAUUUGCGAUACCGUAACUAUGACCCGAAGUAUGCGGUUUAUAUUUUAUCGUCAUGUGAUGAAACAGAAAUCAAGAUGUCACCAUGUGAAACGUAUUUAAGACAAGCCAUGGACGAUUUAGAAAAUUGGAUCACGAGUAAUGCUUCAGUUAUUUCCAAAUACGAAGCAAUUGCAAUGGAGCUUUGCAAGUCUCCAUUUGAUAAUGACAUUCCCUAA